This is a messenger RNA of Closterium sp. Naga37s-1, 362 nucleotides long. Lineage: Eukaryota; Viridiplantae; Streptophyta; Zygnematophyceae; Desmidiales; Closteriaceae. The record is from the annotation of a GenBank genome assembly.
ACCAACACGUGGUGGGAAGAGCAGUCAGAGCAAGAGCAGUCAACGGAAUGGAGAAGCUGAAGGAUGGCUGUAUAGAGGGGAUAAAGAGUACAGCGCAAGAAAAGCUACAAGAGGAUGCAGCUGUGCGCGCGGCUGCUCAAGGGGCGACAGGCGCGCAGCUACACGGGCGAGCGCUCGUGAACGACCUUGACUGUGUUGCUCCGCGGACAGCAGCAGUCGCAGCAGGCGCCGAGGCAGUUGCAGCAGCACAUGACGAGCGCGAUGACGACCGACACCACCCCCAGCAGCAGCAGCAGCGCGCCCCACCACGGCGUGCGGUACUUGUAAUCUGCGCAAGCAACGCCGCACAGGGAACUGCUUAG